Messenger RNA from Daldinia loculata, 1809 nucleotides. RefSeq names its product PCI-domain-containing protein. The transcript has 2 exons. Lineage: Eukaryota; Fungi; Ascomycota; Sordariomycetes; Xylariales; Hypoxylaceae. Gene Ontology annotation, biological process: cytoplasmic translational initiation. The record is from RefSeq and is a predicted model, not a curated record. Gene Ontology annotation, molecular function: translation initiation factor activity. Gene Ontology annotation, cellular component: eukaryotic translation initiation factor 3 complex; cytoplasm. The coding region runs from base 1 to 1809 and encodes 602 amino acids.
AUGUGGGCCCCUAAGAAUAAUAACCCCGCCAUUUCGGCACCACCGAAUUUGUAUUUUCAGCUUGCACUUCGCGACAACGACAGCGAAGAAGAACUCAAAGCUGGAACACGCAGUGGCCGUCGCCGCAAACCCUCCAAGAAACAGAACCACAGGCCAAUCCAACGCUUCUCUAUCUCCAGCCAAGCUAUUUCUUCUACAUCAACCUCACCACUUUUUCCCCCCAAACCCGAAGACGAUCCGAGCGACGAUUCUAGUGGUGGUUACGAAGAGCCUAACGAGGAUAACAAGAACAACUCUGGCGACGAAAGUGACGAAUACAAGGACGUCGAUCUCACUCAAGCGCUUCUCAACUACGUAACCCACCGACUCGAAGAGCUAAUUGCUGAGCGCGUAAUCGAGGGGCAACCUAAGGAACUGCUUGAAGAGUCUUCUGACGAUAUUUCCGAGUGCAACAUGGCCGCUCAAGAGGAGCAGCAGGAAUCGCGUCAGCAGUAUGCUUUCGUCGACGGCAAUUUUGCAGAGCUAGCUCAGGACUUGGCUAACCACCUCAACGUUGGCGACGACGUCAAGUCUAUUAUUGAGAAGGACGAGAAGGAUCAGCAAGAUGAGGUGCUCAAGAAGCUGAUCAUCGCAUCUGCUUCUCUGCACUCGGUUCCUGAGAGAGAGUUUACUGCCAACUAUAACCUGCUUAUCUACCUGGUUUUGCAAUCUGAUCAUGUCGGCAUGUUCCUCCCUCGAGUUUGCGACAAUCUCAUGAAGCCCGUCACCUCUUCGCCAGUUCACGGCCCUGCACUCGCUCUCCAGGCACUCACCACCAUCUUCAAUCUGCUUCAGCAAGAGAACGAGCACAAUUACGAGUUGCGCUUCAAUGUCCUCAUGGCAAUCUUGCGAUUCAUCAAGCUGAAUAGCAUGUACGACAAUCUUAAGAAGGCCUUACCUAACGUCAAAGAGUGGCUUAAGCAGUGGGAGACUGACGAGGAGGACCAGCGAAAGCUAUUCCUCGAGAUGGCGGAGGUAGCUCAUGAUGCAGGUGAUGACGAGGCUUCCUACCAGCAUGUCCUCAGUGCUCUACACACAUUCGAUGAAGAAGACGUUAAGUCAGAGGAGGCCCAGCAAUUUGCCCUCCGUGCCUUGAAGACAGCGCUUCUUUCCCCUACCCACAACGACUUUCAAGACCUUCUUGCCGUCCCAGCGAUUCAAGCGCUCUCUGACUCCCACCCUCUCUACUUCGAACUACUCACAAUCUUCGCCGAGAAGGAUCUAGAGGACUACAAAGACUUCAACGACGAGCACGAGGGCUUCAUCGAGAAGGAACACCUUGAUGGAGACAAGCUUCAUCGCAAGAUCCGACUGCUCACCUUUGCGAGUUUAGCAGCUAGCACCCCCAACCGCGAGAUCCCGUACGAGAACAUCGCCAAGGCCCUUCAGAUUCCCAUCGAGGAGGUUGAGAUGUGGACGAUCGAUGUAAUUCGUGCCGGCCUAGUCGAAGGAAAGUUGUCGCAGCAAAAGAAGGUCUUCCUGGUCCACCAGACAUUCUACCGAGUAUUUGGCGAGAAGCAAUGGCGCGAGGUCGGCGAUCGUCUCGAUGGCUGGCGAACCCUGAUCGCUAAUGUGAUCGCCAACCUACGCCGAGAGCAAGCCAACGCCGAUGUGCAUAAGAAACGCGAGGCAGAAGAGCUCGAGCGACGCCUAGCGAACACGGGUAUUGGUGGCGGUAAUCAGUCGGGUGCUGGUGGCGGUGGACGCCGAGGAGGUGGCAAUCAUGGCGAGCGAGCGCCUCGCAGAGAGCGAGCUGAGGAUGACGAUUAG